Messenger RNA from Benincasa hispida (wax gourd), 2638 nucleotides. It is a transcript of the gene IDD5, whose product is annotated as indeterminate(ID)-domain 5. Gene Ontology annotation, molecular function: DNA-binding transcription factor activity. Gene Ontology annotation, cellular component: nucleus. The record is from RefSeq and is a predicted model, not a curated record. NCBI's taxonomy places the organism in Eukaryota, Viridiplantae, Streptophyta, Magnoliopsida, Cucurbitales, Cucurbitaceae.
AAUAUUUAUUUAAAAAAAAAAAAAAAAAUUAAGAGAGAGGGUAAAACUAAAAGGCAUCUAAUGGCUUCAAAGAUGGAGUUGAUUCCUCUAUCUCUUUCUCCUCAACAGCAUCCAUUUCUAUCCCCAUCUCCAUCUCCUUCUCCUCUCUCCCUAAAAGCCUAUUAGUUUUUACUUUUAUUUUUAUUAGUAUAAACCAAAGAAAAAAAGAAACCCUUUUGUUGAAAUUUCCUUCUUUGUGUUUGUUGAAUCUCAUUUAGAUGAAGCAAAUAAACCCCCCUAUGUUUGGAUUUGCAUGUUCCUAGAAAGAAUUUCUGUUUCAUUUUCCCUCAAUUUCAGAGCAGAAACAAGAACAAGACAAAGAAGAACAAGAAGAAUCAAAAUUUAAAGAUUAGAAGAUGGCUGCAUCUUCUUCCUCAAUCCCACUGUUUGAAGGGCAGAUUAGAGGUCAGCCGCAGCCACCACCGCCGCCACCGCCGUCGGCAGCUCCCUCCAAUUCUCCAACUCCUCCACAACCCCCGAAGAAGAAAAGAAACCAACCAGGAACUCCAAAUCCAGAUGCAGAAGUGAUAGCGUUGAGUCCAAAGACACUGAUGGCAACAAACAGGUUCAUAUGUGAAGUAUGCAACAAAGGGUUUCAAAGAGAGCAAAAUCUACAAUUACAUAGAAGAGGGCACAAUUUACCAUGGAAAUUAAAGCAGAAAAGCACAAAAGAGCCAAAAAGAAAAGUUUAUUUAUGCCCAGAACCCACAUGUGUUCACCAUGACCCUUCAAGAGCACUUGGGGAUUUAACUGGCAUCAAAAAGCACUACUCUCGAAAGCACGGCGAGAAGAAAUGGAAGUGCGAUAAAUGCUCUAAACGUUACGCCGUUCAAUCCGACUGGAAAGCCCAUUCCAAGACCUGUGGCACCCGAGAAUACCGUUGCGAUUGUGGUACUCUCUUCUCCAGACGAGAUAGUUUCAUUACACAUAGAGCUUUCUGUGAUGCAUUGGCUCAAGAAAGUGCAAGACACCCUCCAAAUUUAGGGUCAGCCAUUGGAAGCCAUUUAUAUGGAGGUAAUAGCAAUGUGGGUUUAACAUUAACAGAAGUCCCUCAAAUUUCUUCUCUUCAAGACCAUUCCAACAUCACUCAAUCACCUCACGACGUCCUCCGCCUUGGCGGCGGUCGAACCGGGCAAUUCACUCAUCUCCUACCUCCUUCUAUUGGCUCUUCCUUCCGACCCCCACCGCAACAAGCAAUGCCGUCGUCGAAUGCAGCAUUCUUCGGCUUAUCGGACCAUACUAACCAAAAUAGCUUCCAUGAAGAUCAUCAUCAAAGCCAAUCCCAACAAGGGUUGUUUGGAAACAAAGCCUUUCAUGGGCUAAUGCAAUUCCCUUCUGAUAUCCAAACCCAUGCAAAUAACAACAACAAUAAUCCUGCCUCAAAUCUCUUCAAUUUGGGCUUCAUUUCAAAUCCCAAUGGUGAUAAUACUUCCAAUAUGAAUAACAACAAUGACACCAACACUAACAAUAGCAACAACAGCAGCAGCAACAACAACAGCAACAAUCUUCCAUCCUCUUUGCUAAACCAAUUCAAUGGAACAAACAAUGGCAACAAUGACGGUCCUGGCUCCAAUAUUUUCGCUGUUAACAUAAUGGGAGAUCAAAUCAAUUCAGCUGCAGUCCCAUCGCUCUAUAGCACCGCUGCCCCGGGAGGAUGUAGUAGCGGUACAAGCGGAGGUGGAGGAGCAAUCCCACAUAUGUCAGCAACAGCACUUCUCCAAAAGGCAGCACAAUUAGGCUCAACAACAUCAAGUAGCAACACAACCGCAACGUUGCUAAGAACAUUCGGAAGCUCUUCAACAUCCAGCGGGAAGGCGUCGGAUAGAACGCUAUUCCCUCCGAGUUACGGUGGAGUCGUGUUCGGCGAAAACGAGAGCAAUCUCCAGGACUUGAUGAACUCAUUCACGAGCGGGAGCGGAGGGAGCGGGAUGUUCGGCAGCGGAAUGAGCUCAUUUGGGGUCGAAAGUUUGGACGAUCCAACCAAGUUACAACAGAAUCUAAGCACAGUGAGUAUGGGAGGUGGUGGGACAGAUAGGUUAACAAGAGACUUCUUAGGGGUUGGACAGAUUGUAAGAAGUAUGAGCGGCAGCGGUGGUGGUGGCGGUUAUUCUCAGAGAGAACAUAAACAAACGGCGCAAGGGAUAGUUUUGGAGGGUAAUGAGAGUAAUACAGCGCCGUCAAGCCAAGCAUUUGGUGGUGGAAAUGGAAACUACUAGUGAAUGAAGGAAGAAAAGAAAAAAAAGUACAGACAGAAACAGAUUUUUCAAAUGCAACAAAUAUCCAUGCCUGCCAACUUCAAUCAGUGAUAAAAAAAAAAAUAUAUCAGGUAGUUCUUUUUCUUUUUUCUUUUUCCCUGUAAUUUUACCAUGAGAGGAAGGACAACCAGAUAGCUAGUUUUUUUUUUUUUUUUUUUUUUUCACUUUCAACUAAGAUGUAUUAAUUCCAUAUCUUUUCUUGGGUACCAAUGAGUUUUUUUUUUUCUUUUCUUUUUUUUUUUUAAAUUAAUUUUUAGUCUAUCUAGCUAGGGCUAGGCUAAAAUAUCCUCUCCUUAUAGUUCCAUAGACAUUUGCAAAGUCAAUCCAUUUCUUAAUUACUCUUA